Molecule: messenger RNA, 928 nt
Organism: Pelagomonas calceolata
Lineage: Eukaryota; Pelagophyceae; Pelagomonadales; Pelagomonadaceae
Source: the annotation of a GenBank genome assembly
GGCCAGGCAAGCCAGGGCCAAGCAUCCAGCAUUCGUGCGCGUGCGCUGCGAUUACGAUUCGUUCAUUCGCAGCAAUCCGCUCUCUCGCGGCAAUCAUCGCUGCGGCAGCCGUACGCCGCAUGGCGGCGCUCAGCGGCGCGGCCACCCCACCGCAAAAGGUGCGCGUCGCGGUCUUCGGCGGCGCCUUCGACCCGCCGACGGUCGACCACGUGCGCUGCUGCGCGCAGAUUUUAAGGAGUCGGCGCGUCGACGAGGUCUGGCUGACGCCCUGCGGGCCGCGGCCCGACAAGCCCAACCUUGAGACGCCGACGCUGAAAAGAUGGGCCAUGUGCGAGAUUGCUGUCAAUAGCGCCUUGCCGCCGACGGCGAAGGUGCGAGUGUGUGAUGUCGAUGUCAAUCGAGAGCGGGCCUAUUUUACGUAUGACUUACUCACGCACCUAAACAAAACCAGAGGAGACACGCACGAGUUCUCCUUCGUUAUUGGUACUGAUUGGCUCACGAAAGAAACGAACAUAAGGGAGUGGGAGUCGGACGUCGGUGGCAAACGGGUGGUCACGGGGCACAAGCUCAUCGAGGAGUUCGACUUUUUGGUCCUCAAGCGGCCGGGGCACCCGGCCUACGGCGAACUCUCGGACUACGGUCCUCGAUUCAGCUAUUUGGACGUGGAUGGCGACUCCACAAAGUUCAUCGAGGGCGCCGGUUCUUCAACAGAUGUGCGCAACUGCCUGAAGGACACGCACGACUACGACGCCGUCGCGGGUUUGGUUCCUGCCGCUGUUUUAGCCUUCAUGCGGCGGCACCGGUUAUAUAUCGGGCCCGCGGAGACGCGCAUCGCGCGGGCGUCGUCAGGGCUCUAGCAUCGAUCGCUCGUGUUGCCUCGGGCGUUAGCUCGGAGGCCGUCUUUUUUCGUCGGACGUCUAAAACAUAG